Molecule: messenger RNA, 2160 nt
Organism: Staurois parvus
Lineage: Eukaryota; Metazoa; Chordata; Amphibia; Anura; Ranidae
Source: the annotation of a GenBank genome assembly
CUUCACACAGAUGUCGAUCGAGGGGAAGGACGAGCCAAAUAUAUCCUGACUGGAGAGGGAGCUGGUUCUGUGUUUGUUAUUGAUGAGAAAACUGGCAACAUCCAUGUAACAAAGUCCUUGGAUCGGGAAGAAAAGGAGGAAUAUAUUCUACUGGCACAGGCUGUGGACAAGGUUACCCUUCGACCACUUGAGCCCCCCUCUCAGUUCAUCAUCAAGGUGCAAGACAUUAAUGACAACCCCCCUGUUUUCCUGCACCCUCCCUACCGGGCCUCUGUGCCAGAGAUGUCCAACGUAGGGACCUCUGUGAUCCAAGUGACAGCCAGUGAUGCCGAUGACCCAACAUAUGGCAACAGCGCUAGACUUGUAUACACUGUGCUGGAAGGGCAGCCAUACUUCUCUGUGGAUCCACAAACAGGUGUGAUCCGCACUGCUAUCCCAAACAUGGACCGUGAGACCCAAGAUGAAUUCCUAGUUGUCAUCCAGGCUAAGGAUAUGGGAGGCCAUGUAGGAGGUCUCUCAGGCUCCACCACAGUUACAGUCACCUUAACAGAUGUAAAUGACAAUCCACCCAAAUUUCCUCAAAGCCUGUACCAGUUCACUGUGUUAGAGGACACUGUUCCUGGCUCUCUGAUUGGCCGACUUAGAGCACAUGACCCAGAUAUUGGAGAAAAUGCCGAAAUGUCAUAUAGUAUUUUAGAUGGUGAUGCUGGAGACACCUUUAGUGUAAUGGUAGAUGCUGUUGGUCAAGAUGGCAUUCUCAGAGUACAAAAGCCUCUAGAUUUUGAGUCACGCCGGUCCUUCACAUUCCGUGUGGAAGUGAUGAAUACUGUCAUUGAUCCCCAAUACAUUCGCCGUGGACCUUUUAAGGAUGUCACAACAGUGAGAAUAACAGUUGGAGAUGUGAACGAGCCACCAUAUUUCUCCCAGGACCCGUAUAUUUUAAGUGUUCAAGAAAACCUCCCUCCUGGUACUCUUGUGGGGGUGGUUGAAGCUAGAGACCCUGAUUUACAAAGCAGCUCUCUAAGUUACUCCAUCGAUCCCCUCUCUGACCCUGAGGCUCUUUUUUCUAUUGACCCUGAAGAUGGAACAAUUGGAACAAGUACUUUCUUGGACCGAGAGAUCAAGAAAGAGCACAGUAUUACUAUAAUGGCUACUGAGAACGACAGCCCCUCCCAGGUGUCACAAGUUGGCGUUGUGAUCCAGGUGUUAGACAUCAAUGACAAUCCUCCAACACUUGCGGAACUAUAUAAACCACAUGUAUGUGAUAAUGCACAACCUGGGCAGAUCAUCCAGACUAUCAAAGUGAAAGAUGCAGAUGUUGAGAAUGGUGUUUUCUCUAUUCGAAGUCCAGCUGCUGCAUCUGAUGGAAACUUCACUAUUCAAGACAACAAAGAUGGAAGCGCGUCUCUUCUGGUGAAGCACAGCAGCUUCUGGAGAUCCCAGAGGGACCUCUUUUUAGUGCCCAUAGAAAUCACAGACAGCGGAGAUCCCCCACUUAGCAGUACUGACACCCUGACGGUCUCUUUGUGUCACUGUGAGGCAGGCGGAGCGGUCUUAACCUGUCAUAUGACCACAGGGUCAGCUGCUGGACUAAGCACUCCUGCUCUGCUGGCUAUCCUGGCUUGUGCAUUUAGCCUUUUGGCCCUAGUAUCCCUCUUCUAUUUACAGCGCAGACACAAACCAUCCCCCCUGUCUCUAUGUGAGGAUGAGGAUAUCCGAGAAAACAUCAUUACUUAUGAUGAUGAAGGUGGAGGAGAACAAGACACUCAAGCAUUUGACAUGUCAGCUUUGCAGCCUCCUCAAACAGGCCUCACUGGAGGCUUCUUUCACCCUCCCCGAAUGGAUGUUCUUCCAAGGGUUCCUCACCAGCCUGCACCCCGAUCACCUCAGCCAGCCCCUGUUGAUGUACAGCGGUUUUUGGCGCUCCGUCUAAGAGAAGCAGAACGAGACCCUGUAGCUCCCCCCUAUGACUCCAUUCAAGUUUAUGGGUUUGAGGGAGGAGGAUCUUCAGCUGGAUCCCUUAGCUCGCUGACCAGCGGCUCUGGAGGAGUUGGGGAAGAUGAACCUAUUGGGGAUGACAUAUGGGAAUGGGGCCCACAUUUCAGGACACUGGCAGAGAUCUAUGGAGCAAAACGAAGAAAUUCCAUUCCUGAAGAUUAA